Messenger RNA from Catharus ustulatus (Swainson's thrush), 2139 nucleotides. RefSeq lists its product as uncharacterized. Lineage: Eukaryota; Metazoa; Chordata; Aves; Passeriformes; Turdidae. Bases 1 to 2139 code for a protein of 712 amino acids. The transcript has 4 exons. The record is from RefSeq and is a predicted model, not a curated record.
AUGAGCCGGGGAAACCUUCAGGGCACGUUCCGAGUGAAGUCUUUUCCUCGGUUGUGCUCCCUGAGCCCCCAGGCCAUGGAGGGGGACCCAGGUCUCCCUCAGACCUCACCCCGCCCCGGUCCCGAGUCUGAGCCUCCUCCUACGCCUCUUCCCGAGGCCGCGGGAUCCCGUCCCGCCCUCCCUCACAGACAGCAGCGCUCCAGCUCGGCCCCAGCUCCCUCCCCGCUCCUCCUCGCGCCCUCCUGCCGCGAAACACUGAAAUGCGAUUGGUCGAGGCGCAGCGAGGCCCCGCCCAGCGGCGCCCGGAUAGCGUCAGGCACAAAGCGAUGCAGCAGCGGCGCGCCGGAAGUGAGGGAGGAGGCGGAGCCUACGAGGAAUGUGACGGCAGCGUCGGCCAAUCAGAGCGCGGGGAAGGGGCGUGGCCUGGCGGUGCCGCGGAGCCGGGAGGGUCAGAGAGGGAGCCGGGACAAACCGGGACAGAACGGGACCAAACGGGACCGAACGGGACAAACCGGGACCGACGGGACCAACCGGGACCUACGGGAGAAACCGGGACCGACAGGACAAACCGGGACCGGCGGGAACAGGGACAGGAACCGGGACAGGGACAGACCGCCCUCACCGGCAUCAAUCUGGACAGGAACAGCGAGUGACCGUUCUCACCGGGGUGUCACGGCCACCGGGACCACCGGGCCUGGCCCCGUCCCUCCAGCAUUAGCCACACUCCGGUUUUGUUUGCCACGCUCCUUUCCCCGCUGGCCCCGCCGCUCCAUGUCCCACGCGGUGCUGCUGCUGCGGCGGCUCCGGGAGCGGCGCCGGCACCGGAACCGGGACAGCGGUGAGGAACAGGACUGGGGCGGGGACCAGCACGGGGUUCGGGAUCAGGACCUUGACAGAGAUCAGCACCGGGACCGGCACCGUGCGCGCCAUCAGAACCUUGACGAGGACCGAGAUCAUCCCCGGCACCGGGAUGAAAACCACGAACGGGACCGCGCUCAGGGCUGGGCUCAGGACCAGCACCACAGCCCGGAUCUCCCAGCCAGGAUCUCCCUCCCCGCGCCCUCGGCUGCUCCCCCAUCCCCAUCCCCGAGCCCCCGCCGCGGCCGCCGCCGCCGCCCGUACCCGGCGCAGCGCAUUUACCGGGUGCGCUGCUCGUUCCUGGAGCUGAGCGAGGAGCAGGCGCUGCGGCGCUGCCGCCUGGACCGAGCGGCCAUCGCGGCGCUGUGCCGGGAGCUCGGUGCCGACCUGCAGAGCCUCACCGGCCGCAGCCACGCGCUGCCCGUGGCCGUCAAAGUCACCUCGGCCUUGGCCUUCCUGGCCUCGGGCUCCUUCCAGACGGCAUCGCGCCUCAGCACCGGCAUCAGCCAGUCUGCCAUGUCCAACUGCCUGGCGCAGUUCCUGGCAGCGCUGCAGAGACGGGCUCCGCGUUACAUCGCCUUCCCCCCGCCGCCCGCGCCCCCCGGGGACCCCCCGGCGCUGCCCGGGGUGCUGGGGCUGGUGGGUGCCAUGCACGUGGCGCUGAGGGCACCGGCUGACAACGAGCCCCUGUUCCGGAACGCCGCCAACUUCCACUCCAUCAACAUGCAGGUGGUGUGCGACCGCCACGGCGCCAUCACCAACGUGGUGGCCAAAUUCCCCGGCUCGUGUGCCAACGCCACCGUCCUGGAGAACUCGGCCCUGGCACGUCUGAUGGAGGGCAGCAGGAUGGAGGGGGUCUGGCUGUUGGGUGACCGCACGUACCCGCUGAAGCCGUGGCUGCUGACGCCGAUCUCGGGCCCGCGGGGAGCGGCCGAGCUGCGCUACAACGCGCUGCACUCGCGGACCCUCGACCCCCUGCGCCGCACCCUGGGGCUGCUGCGCCACCGCUUCCGCUGCCUGGCGGGCGGGGGGCUGCAGUACAGCCCCCCCAAGGUCUGCCAGAUCUUCCUGGCCUGCUGCAUCCUGCACAACAUUGCCCUGCGCCGCCGCGUCCCCCUCGAGCCCCCCGAGGGGCUCCCGCCCGCCCCCGGCCACCCCGAGCCUCCCCCGCAGCCGCCGCCGCCCCCCGGGCCGGGGUCUCGGGAGGGGCGGGCGGUGAGGGCCAGGGUGGUGCAGCAGUAUCCGGUCCCGCGCCAGAACGGGUCCGUCACGCCGCAGUGA